Messenger RNA from Babesia ovata, 1920 nucleotides. Its product is annotated as small GTP-binding protein. The transcript has a single exon. Gene Ontology annotation, molecular function: GTP binding. The record is from RefSeq and is a predicted model, not a curated record. NCBI's taxonomy places the organism in Eukaryota, Apicomplexa, Aconoidasida, Piroplasmida, Babesiidae. Bases 1 to 1920 code for a protein of 639 amino acids.
AUGCUGGUCACUUUGAUAGGCAGGUCCAACGUUGGCAAAUCGUCGCUUUUUAAUGCUUUGGCAUCUCACAAUUCAAUUCUCCCCAAUGUAAUGAAGUCCAUUGUUUCAGACCAUCCCGGAACGACUCGUAAUGCGAAGCAUGGACAAUUCUUCAUAAACGGGAAGAAAAUCUCACUGAUAGAUACCGGAGGCAUUGACUCGCUCGUAUAUCCAUUCGUCAAUCGCAUACAGAAGCAAAAUGGGAGUCAUUGGCUGUCGAGAAUUGAAGAAGAUGCUGUUAGAGCCAUCAAAAUGUCGGACAUGGUUCUCCUUGUUCUUGAUGGCCAAGAAGGCCUAACUCCCCUAGACACCAAGAUAGCAACGAAAUUGCGCCUAUGGUCAAUGGGUACACCAGGAGGCUUCAAGAUGAAUUUGGUAGUGAACAAACUAGAUAGAGAAGGUUCAAAGGAGUAUUAUGAAGCCUUAAGCAAAUGCUUGUCGGACUGUUACUCUCUAGAGCUGGGAGAACCCGUCUUCGUUAGCGCAGCGGAACGGACAGGUAUCAAGAAGCUACUUGAUGUAAUAUCUGAUGGCCUAAAUAUAGGGGGCACUAAGCAAGUCGCUAACCUGGAGGACAUGGCACUUAUGGCGAACCACCACGUCUACCAUGAGCGUAGCACGGAUGAUAGCGUAGGUGAGAUGUCUAUGGCACAGGCCGACAUCGAUAGAUCUAUGCGUGUUUUUUCUCCAGUACCAAGCUCAUUUAAACCACAUGAAAGAUGGAUGCGGCUAUUGAACAACGUUUGUGAUACUGUUCCAUUCACUAUUGCAGAUGAAGGUGAUUUUGUAGUACCACCUGUGUUGUCCCCGGGUGAAAAGAUUGCCCAAAUGUACAUCUCCAAAUCGACCAACCAUAGAAUGUGCGUGUACCAAGUAGAAAGCGAUCAAACUGUGGAAAGUACGAAUAAUGAUGCAGCAUCAAUGACACCAAAAACCGAAGGAACAUCAAACACCAUAUUACCCCUGCGUAUAGCAUUGUUGGGAAGUGUAGCAAGUUGCCAAGACACACUGGCGAAGCUUUUGGCGAAUUCGAAAAUACAAGGCGCAGUUGGGCCUGACUUCAUCAGUGAUACUCUGUCGCCAAAUUGGCAUCAGUACUAUGUUCAGUGGGGACGUGACAAUUGUAAAUUACCGAUCACUCAGCCUGUGGAACUCUAUUCCACUGCGGCGCUGAACUUGGGUGGUAGCAUGGGAAGGGCUGCGUCUAUGCAAACACUCGCUUUGGUACGAAAGGCGGACAUCAUUAUCAUGUGUGUUCAGAACACGGAUGAAAGACAUGCGUGGAAGGUGCACCUUACGAAAAAGGAGUGUUCGUGGGUGUCCCGUAUCAUCCGAUCUCACAAACCGAUAGUAUUAGUGGUUCCAGCGCAACAGCCUCCAAAACGGAAAAUGGAACUCGAUUUAUCUAAUACAGGUCAUGAAUUUGAUGGGAUCCCUAUAUUAUCCAUUCCUAUGAUCAAUGCAGUUGGAGAUAAUACCUCCGACCAGCCUACGCCAGAGAUGCAACAGACGGCAUUGCGACGCCUCAGAAACGAGGUGUUGGCACUGGUUAGGCGAUCUAGACAUUUGGUAGAAACAAGCGUCUUGAACAAUUGGUUGCGAAAGUUCUUGGCGAAGUGGCCACCGCCGUGGCAUGACGGCGCAAAGGUCAACGUUAAAUUCGCCGCUCAGGUGAGAGGGAGUCCACCGACCUUUAUCAUGUGGUCAAAUGUAUAUGGUGUAUUUCCGCAACAUUACAUGAGGCAGAUGAAGCGUGCUAUAUCGGACGAAUUUGGAUUCAAAGGUGUGCCACUUAAGUUCAUACUACGAACAACGGCGGAACCGAAAUCCAAUGGUCGCAGGCACAACCUGUCAUGGAAACGGAAGCUUCAUAGUGACUGA